This is a messenger RNA of Bactrocera latifrons, 1089 nucleotides long. RefSeq names its product calphotin-like. NCBI's taxonomy places the organism in Eukaryota, Metazoa, Arthropoda, Insecta, Diptera, Tephritidae. Bases 70 to 987 code for a protein of 305 amino acids. The transcript has 3 exons. The record is from RefSeq and is a predicted model, not a curated record.
UGCCAAGGGAAGCAUACAACCUCAACACUUCCAAUUGUCAAGUACAAGCAAACACCAAACAAAAGCAAAAUGUUCAAAUUCGUGACUUUCGUUCUUGCCGCUGUCGUUGCUUGCGCAUCAGCCAAACCCGGUGUUGUGGCACCAUUUGCCGCUGCUCCCUUAGCAGCCGCUCCUUUGGCAGCCGCUCCUUUGGCAGCAGCUCCUUUGGCAGCAGCUCCUUUGGCUUACGCAAAUGCUCCACUGUAUGCCGCUGGCGGCAGCAGCCAAAUCGAUGUACGCAACAACUUUGAUGGCACACUUUCAUCCUACACAACAACACCUUUCCAGUAUUCCGGCCCCUUCGCAAGCCGUUAUGUCUCCGGUGUUCCAGCUGCCUAUGCUGCCCCAGCUCCAGUUUUGGCUAAAUACGCUGCUCCAGCCGCCUUAGCCGCUCGUGUUCCUCUGGCUGCUUUGCCCGCGCCUUUAGCCGCUGCUCCAGCUCCUCUGGCAGCUUUGCCAGCACCUUUCGCCGCUGCCCCAGCUCCUCUGGCUGCCUUGCCCGCACCUUUGGCCGCUGCACCUGCUCCAUUCCUUCCUGCGCCAGCGCCACUGUUUCCAGCUCCUGCACCAAUACUUCCAGCUCCUGCACCAAUUCUACCAGCUCCUGCCGCAUUACUGCCAGCUCCUGCUCCAGUCCUUCCAGCACCUGCCCUUUUACCAGCUCCCGUAGUACAUCAUCAUCACCAUGUGGUGCCCGCUCCUCUGCCCGUACCAGUGCCAGUGUUGCAACCCGCGCUCGCUCCUCCAGUAUUGGAACCUGCAGCAUUUGUAGCUCCUUCAUACCGUGCCGUGCUCGGUCCAAAAACCACCACCCAUCACGUGUCAGUGGGUUAUGCUUUCCCCACAGCGCAUGUGUCUAAAAUAGUGACGCCUCACGCUCAUCUCCAUUCCGUACCCGUGCACUCGGCUAAGUUAUUGGCUCACCACCACCACCACUCACCCUUCUAAUUUCCUUUGUUGCAAAGAAAAAGUGAUUAAUUAGAGGCAAAGUCAUGUCAAUAUGUAAGAAUAUCACAAGCGAAUAGUACCAAAGUCAUUUAUGUGUGUAAA